ACUCUCACCCAGUGCCGAUAUUCUGCUCGACGCGUGAUCGCACCGUGGCUGAACCCUGCCUCGCCGAGCGUAGCGCCAUCCCAUGAAGCUUGCUGCGCGACCCGCACCCUCCAAUCAGCAGUCGCGGUGUCUGUGGUAUACUUGCACACGCGUCUGCUUCGUACCUUUAUGGCCGUAAUCGCCCUUUUCUUGCCCUCUCUCCCCUCUCGUCCUUUUCCCUUCUGUCAGGGCUUCGGCCCGCCUCGCUUGUCCGCGCACUUCGCUGCCUUGGUUCAUCGCUUGCGAUCACUUACCAGCGUUUCAAGUGAUAGUGUCCACCCAACAGUCGCCCCAGCCGCUCAGCACACAGUCGUCGCGUACUACGCAUACAUAAUCGUCCUGUCUUCGGACCCACACCCACCUCUGCUGACAUGGCUGACGACACAAUCGCAAAUCCUGGCCUGACAUCGCGGCCUUCUGAGGGAGCUACCCCGACCGGUUCGAGCUCAUCUACAAGUGAGCUCGGUGCCUCAUCGGACCAAAGCUCGCCUACGGAUCAAGCUUCCAUCAAAGCCCCAUUGUCUCCCCCACGGCAGUCUGAGCAGGAAAAUACAGCCUCCGAUAGCUCUCCGUCCUCUCCAAGGGACCAAAAAUUACCCUUCUGGUCCACAGCUCCAAAGAAGCCAGACUUCGAAGACGAGGAGGAGUGGGAACGAUUCUUUGCGGCUUACAGAGCAGGUCGAUGGGCGGACUGGGCCAACGUUGCUGCUACCUCAGGAAAAGGUCCUGAGGCUGCGUUGCCAAUAGAGCCAGCACAAAAAUACGUGUAUGAUCAAGAGGGACACCUAAUGGAGCCUCGCGAAUUCUACCGUCGCCAUGGAUAUCUGGCCCCUCCCUCCGUCCCAUCUGCGCAGCGUCUGGCGCGCGAAUAUGCUGGCAUCUGGCACAGCUGCUCACUGCCCAGGCGCAAUAUGAAGCGGCACGCAGCUGAUCGCUAUGCAAGACACGCCAAGGCGGUGUUUAGAGCAGCGGCCGCAACAGUCACAGUGGCUUGCGCUCAGACGACCGAGCCAAAGAUCCUUUUCCUUGGUCAAGCAGGAUGGCUCGCGGAUAGCGUGAUUCAGGCAAGUCAGGCGCUUUGCGCUCAUGCCAUGCUGAGUCCACGUGCGGUCGUCUGCAUUCCGGACCUUGACGAGGAUUGGCGUACAGCUGGCCUGCAACCGAGGGAUUCCCGGGGCCAGCGGGUCAGAUUCUACGCUUCAGCUCCUUUGGUUUUGUCAACGCCUGAUGCGGAUGGACCUGCCAGUCAGCAAGUCUGUGGCGGUUUGAGCAAGGUAGAGCUAGGUCGGCUCACUAUUUUGGGAACUGAGCCACGCUCGGACUUCAGUGAGGACGACGCACGUCUAUUGCAAGACAUCGCAGAUAUGGUCAGCGAAGCUUUGGAGCACGAGGCAAAACAUUCUCAAGUCCAAAGAAUGAAGAAAAAUCAAAUCGCAAUCGCACAGCUUGCGCGCGACACAGCCGACGAUGUGGACGACAUGGACCGUGAUGACAUGCAGGAAGACCAGGAAAUGCUUGGACAUCAGCACUUCACAUCUUCAUCAGCUGCCAACAGGUCUGGCCACGUUCGACCGCGCAGGUUGCAGAAGGUGGCGAAUUUGGUCCGAUCCACUUUUGAAGCGAGCGCAGUGUACGCUAUUGAUGUCACGCCUGCUCGCAUCACCUCACAUCGAAGAUCCUCAACUCAUGGGGAGAGCCAAAUUUCUGGUCGUCCUGUCACAGACUCUCCCCACUCUGCCAGCAGCGCUACCUACCCACAAACGCCCUGGCUGCAUUCGUCAGGCUCCAGCGGCCCUCCGAUCACACCUCUUACACCUUCGUCGCAGGACGUGCACGCGCACUCCUUCUUCCCCGACGUAAGCUCUUCCUCUGUAGCAGCUGACAUCAACGCUGUGGCGGGUACUCCGCCCCUCUCUGCCCUCUCGCCAACGUUUUCCACCGGCUUCUCAACUCGUCGUCCAACACUGCGACACCAGGCAACUCAUUCUUCUUCUGCGAGCGGCAGCGGUCUUGGUUCGGGCUUCGUGCCAUCUAGCAGCAGCUCGACGAGUCACAGGCAGUCGUGGUCCGCAGCGACCGCCCAUCGGAUCUCGCAUGCCAGUCAAGGCAGUGACGCGUCGUCAGGAGAAUACUCUGGCCAUACAAGCGUCGAUGCAAGUAGCCAGACCAGCGAGCUAGAAUUCACUUGCUCUGUGGCCCCAGAUAGCACCUUUCAAUUCCUGGCACUGGCUGGCCGGCCCGAACGUGUGCACGAGCUAGACAUUGAGUCACAUGAAGCUCAAAAUGCGCUGUGUCAAUACAUGGCUAGCCGCAGAGAGCGCUCGGAUCUUGACAUCGACAUGCACUUCGGCGUCGUGCCGCUGCACGACGAUAUCGUUUACCCCAAUCAGGACGCCCUCUACUCGGAUGCGCUUGAGCCCUUGUGGGCUUCUUCGGGACGACAACCAGCCACCGCCCUGACAAUGCUGGUUUUUGAUCACGAUCGGCAACCCACCUACCUUAUCCUCGCUUGCUUCGACGAGCUGCGACUCUUCGACGCUGGCGAUCGGGGCUUCGGCCGCGCCUGCAUUGCUCUCUUGUACGCUUGCGUUCUGCGUGACAGCGCUCGCAUGACUUCCAAGCAAGAGUUGCAAUUUGUCAGAAGAGUGCAGCACGAGCUGAGGACGCCUUUGCAUGCGAUUUUGGGCAUCACAGACUUUUUGCGGGGCGUGGCAGCAAACGCGGGAGACGAGGGCACAGUGCAAGACUUGGAUCAUCAGAUGCUCUCUGACCUGCUGCAAGCUAUUCGCUUGGCGGGGACCAAUUUGUCAUCCAUCCUCGACGAUGUCCUCGAUUUGGGAGAGGUGUCAGGCGUGAAGACAAACACGAGCACUCGAAAUCGCUCCGCACAAGCCGAUGAGGUAAGCGCAAAACCAGCCCUGGAUACUCGUACAGAAGAGGUUUGUUUACGCAGUGAAGUGGAGGAAGCUGUGGAGAGCGAGCUCCAGAUGGUGGAGAUGAACAAUCGACAGGACACUCAGAUGGACCAGACAAGUCCCGCUAAGGGCCCGCCCAUCGUCAUCAUCGAUAUUGCAGAGUCACUCGGCAAGCGAUGGCGCAUCGACCGCGCACGCACGCUGAAGGUCAUCCGAAAGAUUGUCAACAACGCGGUGCGCUUCAACCGGACCGAAGGAGGUCUAGUCGAUGUGACGAUCACACCUCGACGUGAUGCUCCCAAACGCAGGCUGCAAAACGAAACGAUCCGAAAAGUUGACGCACUUGUCGACAGCGCAAGACCGGCUAGCAGCGAGGGAGAGGUCAUGGUCGACUUCGCCAUCGAAGAUACCGGCGUGGGUAUGACGAACUCGUUCUGUGCUCACGAUCUGGUGCGACCUUUCUCUAAACGCGAUGGGUUCUCGCGAGGCAUUGGCCUCGGUUUCACGAUUUCUUCCGCCUUGACUUCUCAAAUUGGCGGUUAUAUCGACGUCAAGAGCAAACUCGGGGUUGGCACAAUCGUGACCGCCACCUUGCCGCUGAUUCCCGUUCCAACAACGGAAGUCGCCUCUACAGCCGCCUUGCCUUACUGUGUUUCCAAAGUCUGGUUCGGCGGCUUCUCUGGCCAUGCCUUAGAGCGCGCACAGAGCUUCAUUCUGCGUCGACUGCAAACCGGCGGAAUACAGCUGGUUUCGCACAUGGAAGAAGCUGGAUUGUGGAUUUUGUCAGAAGGUGCCUCUCAAGCGUUCUGUGCGCUCCACGCCGGUACGGCUAGACAGCAGAAGCCGCGCGUCGCGGUGCUUGCCUCCAGUCCUACGGCGCCGACCAAUUUCACCGAGCACCUCAAAGCUCUUCAGGUCCCGGUGGCCGUCAUGCGAGCUCCUCUCUGUGGCACGCUGCUCGACCGACUGGAAAUCUUUUUGAGAGACAAGUCUCCCACUAUCAUUCGUGCACCCCAACCGCACCUGCCUCUGCAAGAGCACGCAGAGCUUUCCCAGAGGACCAAUGCUGUCCCGCCCUCCGUCGAGGGCGCCGUCGAGGGCGCGGCGGUCACUUCAAGCCCCCUCUCGGGUGCGACCGAGGUGGCUGCACAAUCCUCAGCGCCCGAAAGCGCUGUGAAGAGCGGCGGUCCUUCUACAUCUACUAGCCAAGAGGUCGCUAAACGGGCGGUAUCCUCGAAAGCGAUCUCGUCCUCUCCAGGCUCUGUGACUUUCUUGGAAUCUGCUCCUGUCGAUACCUUCGCUCGUCCCUCCUCGAACCCUUCGGUCGAUAUGAGCAGACCCGCAGCAUACCGCGUGCUGCUCGUUGAGGACAAUAGCGUCAACAUGAAACUCUUGACGACCAUCGUCAAACGACUCGGAUUACCCUACGAGGAAGCCCAUGACGGCGUCGAAGCUGUGGAGCGCUUCGUUGCAUUCGAGCCUCAGCUGGUGCUCCUUGACAUGUCAAUGCCGCGCAUGGAUGGCUUUGAGGCGGCGCUCCAUAUGAGAGCCCACGACCUGCAACCCCGCCCUCGCAUCGUCGCCAUCACUGCCCUGUCAUCUCCGGCAGAUCGCGCGCGGGGCUUGGAAUGCGGCUGCGACGAAUGGCGCACCAAGCCGCUCUCCAUUCGAGCCCUCAAGAUCGACCUGGAACGGUGGUGCGCCGAUCAUCAAAGCCUGAUGGCCUCUCAGAAAGCCGUGGACAGUCACCAGCCUGGCCAGCAAAGCGUCGCCGCAUGACUGUGCGCGGCGAGUGUCUGAGCCACUUUCUCUCCAAGACUCCGCCCCGACUCUGGUUUGCCCAAAUCUUUCCAGUCUCUUUGUGUCCCUUUUGCUCUGACCCACCUUGAUCCCUUCCUCGCCUCCGGCACCAGACCCAGACUUCUCGCCUUGUUCACAUAGUCACCCAUCAUUGCGUACGCAUCGUUGACCCGUAACCCAAUCUGAAGUAGCAGUAGCGCGACAUACACGCCGGCGCUACUACUACAGCCUACCCUUCUCUUUGCACACUUAAACGCAUUCGAUUCGAGAAUUGAAUGUGCUGAUUGCACAAUCAAAAGAAUUUGAUCCACAGCACG
Molecule: messenger RNA, 5071 nt
Organism: Ceraceosorus guamensis
Lineage: Eukaryota; Fungi; Basidiomycota; Exobasidiomycetes; Ceraceosorales; Ceraceosoraceae
Exons: 3
Coding region: 411-4733 (1440 amino acids)
Biological process (GO): phosphorelay signal transduction system; protein autophosphorylation
Molecular function (GO): histidine phosphotransfer kinase activity; phosphorelay sensor kinase activity
Source: RefSeq, a predicted model, not a curated record